Molecule: messenger RNA, 1115 nt
Organism: Hylaeus anthracinus
Lineage: Eukaryota; Metazoa; Arthropoda; Insecta; Hymenoptera; Colletidae
Exons: 7
Coding region: 182-1030 (282 amino acids)
Source: RefSeq, a predicted model, not a curated record
GUCCUGGACCUGCUAAGUCUGGACUCUUCAGGAAGGCUAUCCAGCAGGACCGUGACCCGUGCCUUAGACGCCAGGAUAUUUGGAGUUUGGUCAGGAGGGACUUAUAUAGGAAUGAUAGAGGGAACUGAGUGCUUGUGAGAAACGCGCGGACUGCGCGGUUUCCCUCUGGAGGCGGAGGAGAAUGGUUAAGAACGAUCUAAAUUGUAAGAAGAAAUUAACACUCACAAUGGAGCCGGACCAUGAAACGAACGGAGUAUCAAAAUUAGACAAGGUCGAACAUGAUAUUUUGGAUGUAUGCGGGUGGAAACGCGCGGAUCUGGAGAAACUGAAGGAAUUGGAGUUGCACAACAUCGGCGAGGAAGCGAGAAAGGUACUGAAAGAAGAAGCCACUGUUAGAUCUCCGGUAGAUACGAAAAACUUGAAGUCACUGCAGAAAGCAGAAAAUGAAGAGGAUCGAUCCAACGUGGCACCAAACGUACCUUCGUCUCCAAACGAAGAUAUCGCGAGCUUUUUACGAGAAAGAUGUUUAAGUCGGAGCUUGAUCGCGACUUUGCUGAAGACUGGGCCCACCUCUGAGUUCUUUAGACUGCUGACGGCGAUGGGGUUCGCUGACGAGGACGUCGAAACGCUGAAGAAACUGUGGGACGCACGGAAGGACAAGGAUGUCGAUUCCUCGUGGUCGGUGUCUUCUUCCUCCGACGAGUAUCUAUCCUCGGAUGGGCUUUACUUGAGAAAUUUCUUGAGAAAACCUCUGUCGCAAGGUCUUCGUGAAAUCGUUGCAAAGAAGCCUAUCGACCCCAUCGAAUACCUCGGUCAUUGGUUGUUGAAUUACAAAAUAUGCGAAGAACGGUUCAGGAGACAAAAGGAAUUCGAGCUGGAGCUGAUGAUCGAAAGGGAGAGGGUCAAGCCGCGGGACUUGGAAGACGAAACAUCCGUGUUGACGAAACACGAAGAAGAAGAGGAAGAGGAAGAGGGGACGGAAUACCGAACGAGUAGGAACGAAUCUUUGGAAGACGAACGAAGAAGCUAAGAAAGAAAGCAUCCAUCUUUUCAUCUUCGAUAACUCGUGCUAACUUUAACUGAAGCUAACUCGAACACUUCAAAAUCAAUGCUUU